Molecule: messenger RNA, 1281 nt
Organism: Xyrauchen texanus (razorback sucker)
Lineage: Eukaryota; Metazoa; Chordata; Actinopteri; Cypriniformes; Catostomidae
Product: transmembrane protein 221-like
Exons: 3
Coding region: 173-1036 (287 amino acids)
Source: RefSeq, a predicted model, not a curated record
ACGGAGUGCACGCGCAUUCCAAAACUAGCCUCUCGUGCAUCGUUUUACGUGGCAAGAAAACUGCGAAUAGACAAAACAGAAAACACACCGAGGCAAAGCGGGAAAACAGACCCUUUAUGGACUUUUGCGGUGUGUUUGUGUACUUUUAUGGGACAUUCAUUCGCAAUCGGCGAUGACGCAGAAUUCCUACAGUCAACAGACUCUCGUGGUGCUCGCGUUUUUAGGGAUUUUAUCCUCCAUUAUGUCCAUAUUAUCGGUCAUUUUGAUUUUUCAGCUGCAAACGCAACAGGCUGGAAUAAAGGAGUCGCAUUCUUUCGUGUCGAGUGAGAUUGCAGCGGUUUUAAUGCCUGUUUCUACAGUGCUCUCAGCCUUGUCUCUGACGCUCAGCUUGAGUUCAGUUGUCGCGUGUCUCCUCCAGAGUUAUUUCACAACUGAAAUGUGCAGAGGGGAACAAGAUACACAAAGGGCUGAUUGGUUUCUGUUGGAUAGCAGGGCUGUCCGGCACGUGGCCAUUGGGCUUUUUUGCCUUGGAGUUUCAGUUUAUUUAGCUGCCAUGUCCAUUUACAUGUUGUUGGUGUUUGAAGUUGAGACAGGAAUAGCCAGUGUGUGCGUUCUGUCCUCCGGUGUGCUCGUCCUGUUACUUAUCAUCAUUCAAUCAAUACAGGCGGCACAUACAGCCAAACACUUCCACAACGAAUAUGCCCACACCAUGUACCGAAAUGACCCUGAAAGCAGUGCUGGAAUUCAUAUGUCGAACUUCAGCCUUGCGGAUAAGCCGAGGAGGCAGCACAGUUUAGCUAGUCUGCAACGGGAUUUCACCAACAUUGACCCAAAACAGAAAAGCCAGUACUCGCCAUCCAAUGGGCCUCACGUUCACUCUAGUGAUAGCAGUGGCAGAAGUGGCCGAACACACCAGACCCUUUCGACUGAAUCGGGCCGGUUUCACACCCAGGCGAAACCUUGGAAUGGGGUAAACAGUGAGAUGAGAUCUGUGCUAGCACGCAAGGCCACAUUGAAGGAUUCAACUUUAGUAUGAAUGAUAUCAAGUUGGGCAUUAUGUGAUGGUUAUAAAUAGGUAAAUAUAUAAUAUGUGGCUCUGUAUAUCCUGUAACAUGUAGACUUUGAUCUCAUGAAAAUGUACCGACUGUGGUGACAUUUUUGCUAAAUGAUAUUAGGAAGUUUCCUUACAUGUAUUGCAGCAGUUCAGAGGUGUAAUGUCCACUAAGAGGCGCUAAAAGCGAGUGUAAUUUUCUCCCAUACACAUGAGGUUAUAAGGUUUUU